AUGGCCAACAUCGCCUCUAGAGGCUUGAUCCUAAACCUAGGCGCAUUCCUGUUAGAUCCUAAACCACCCGCAUCGCUGCUUGAUUUACUAUCAGGCAGCGCGAUGAUCGGCUCGUACGAGAAUUGCGAGCUCGCCAUCACCAGCGCCUAUUCCGACAAGACCCACCUAUCGUUCUUCUACAAGACGGAGAACGAGCCUAACUUCACUCGGCCGUUCACCUCAACGCGGUUCGAACUUCUUACUUGGGAGGUUGGCUCCGACGAAUCUAGCGUCUUCCACCGAAACUCCCUGAUUCUCUAUCUUGGAAUUCUCCUCAUCGAGAUUUUCAAGGAGAAGCCGAUUGAAAGAUGGCGGAGAGAAGAGGAGAGAGCCAUUGUUUCCCCUGCUACUGAGUACGUAAUCAAUCUAGAGGUCGCUCAUCGUGUUGUCAAGAAGAUGGAUAAUACGCCUUCAACAUUGGCUAUCAAGGCUCGCCUGGAUUUGGACUGGAUUCCUCAAGGGCAACCUGUCAAGCUUGAAGAUCCAGAAAUGCGCAAUGGGCUUUUAAAAAAUGUAAUUGUUCCCUUAGAGUUAGAGAUUACUAUGGCACAGAGAGGCUUCUGGAAAUCUUUGGAACUGCAGUUAAGCUUAGAGAUUGGCCACGGUUUAGUUUUAAAGAAAGUGGAUGAACAUCUCGACCACGCUGGCAGGGAGGGCAGCCGGCCCGCACUGGUUAUGACCUUGUAG
Messenger RNA from Lindgomyces ingoldianus, 726 nucleotides. RefSeq lists its product as uncharacterized. The coding region runs from base 1 to 726 and encodes 241 amino acids. The transcript is spliced from 3 exons. Lineage: Eukaryota; Fungi; Ascomycota; Dothideomycetes; Pleosporales; Lindgomycetaceae. The record is from RefSeq and is a predicted model, not a curated record.